GUCAGCAGUGAACGCAACUUUAUUCGCUAAAAAUGCGCUGUAUACUCGCACUUCUGUCAGCUGCAUUUUUAAUAUUUUGCUUUGGCUCACAUUUCAGCCGUGCCGAUGAUGGUUAUCGCAGUUUUGGUCCUGAAUUUAAAGCUACUACAGGCGAAGUUUGGCCAAAACCGUACCGCCAAGCGGAAAGCAGUACUUUUUACGCGAUUAAUGCCACGAAUUUGCAGUUUGUCGCUGUGAACGAGAAUUGUGCGCUGCUGGAAGAUGCCUUUUCGCGGUACAUCAACAUCAUACGCGCUGCAACGCAAGGUUAUAAUCGCGCCCCUGCCACCGCCACCGUUGGCAUCGUCCAAACAUUUCUUGUCAAUCUUACACAACCCUGCGAAAACUUGCCACAUCUCGACAUGGAUGAGUCAUAUUAUUUACGCGGCGAUGGAGUGGUAAGAGCCAACUCCAUUUGGUGUGUAUUGCGUGGUUUGGAGACCCUCUCCCAACUAUUAGUGCCAAUGCCAAAUGGACUGCUACUUACGCGCAGUACAGAAAUUUACGAUCAACCCCGUUUCAAAUAUCGCGGGCUGAUGUUGGACUCCGCAAGGCAUUUUGUGAGUAAGAAGAAAAUUUUGCAACUGAUCGCUGGUAUGGCCUACAAUAAGCUGAAUGUUUUCCACUGGCAUAUGACGGAUGACUCAGCAUUUACCUACAAUUCAAGCGUUUUUCCGGAGUUGGCAGCGAAGGGCGCCUCUCGACCUGAACUGACCUAUUAAGAAGAAGUGGUGGAAUAUGCGCGUGUACGGGGUAUUCGUGUGGUGGCAGAAUUUGAUACGCCAGCUCAUACAGCCUCUUGGGGUGCUUCACAUCCGGAGAUACUGACAAAAUGCGCUGGGAAAUAUAUCGGCCAACUUGGUCCCUUAAAUCCCACAAAAGAAACAACUUUUAACUUCCUCUACAAGCUUUUCAGUGAAAUUAAAACCCUUUUCCCCGACAAAUAUCUGCACUUGGGCGUGGACGAAGUCGAUUCUGCCUGCUGGGAAUCAAAUGCCGAUAUUCAAGCCUAUCUAAAGGCGCAUGAACUGGACAAUGGUGACUUAUCAUAUCUAUAUUUAGAGCGUUUUUCGGCAAAUAUCUCAGCCUUGGGCUGGAAGCAGAUGGUGUGGCAGGAGGCCAUGACCGAAAACGCUUACAUGGAAUGGCCCCCCGGCACAAUUGCACAAGUGUGGUUUGAUUAUAAGAAAAUUAUGGCCGCACUCACGAAAAAAGGUCACGAUAUCAUCAUGAGCGAUGGUUGGUACUUGUAUGUGUUGGACACUGGCGCCGAUUGGGAAAAGUUCUACGAUAUUGAACCGACAAAUUUCAGCGGCAGUGCAGCACAGAAAGCGCAUGUAAUUGGUGGUGAAGCUUGUCUAUGGAGUGAGUGGAUUAAUGAGCAUAAUGUGCUGCCAACAACAUUUCCGCGUGUGAGUGCAGUGGCCGAGCGUUUGUGGUCCCCGCAGGAGUUACGUGAUACAGAAGCGGCGCGAUUACGUUUGGAGGAACAUAACUGUCGCAUGAUAGGGCGAGGAAUCGAAGCUCGACCGGCUAAUGGUUUUGGCAUGUGUUGAUUGCAAAAGCAGCAGACUAUUAAGAAUAAUUGAGAAAUACAAAAUUACUCAGUGCUCAUAAACUUAUUCACAGACAGCGGAUGAGCAAAGAUGUUAUAAUCAACUCGAAUUAUGGUUUUCAUUAUUAUAAAGAUAAUACAAAUUAAUGAAAAUGUCAAUAAAAAUUAAACCUUGGAUGUUAGACAGAUA
This is a messenger RNA of Anastrepha obliqua, 1784 nucleotides long. RefSeq names its product beta-hexosaminidase subunit beta-like. Gene Ontology annotation, cellular component: membrane. Lineage: Eukaryota; Metazoa; Arthropoda; Insecta; Diptera; Tephritidae. Gene Ontology annotation, molecular function: beta-N-acetylhexosaminidase activity. Gene Ontology annotation, biological process: ganglioside catabolic process; carbohydrate metabolic process; glycosaminoglycan metabolic process. The record is from RefSeq and is a predicted model, not a curated record.